AAACACAGCGAAAGGCUACGCGCUGAGCAGGUGGCAGUAUGAUUUGUGGAAAAGCCCUACAGCCACGAAGCGUGACUUUCUUGGCCUUACUGUCUCUGCUGUGCCCGAUCCUGCUCCCUACGCAUGCUUUUCUCCACACCUGUCGAUUGUCUUCUCCCCACGCACGAAGCUUUGCUGUCAAUAGUAUAUCUACUUCCGCAUCUUUGAGGGAAAAUCAAGAUGAAAAAUAUAUGGCCUUGGCGCUAAUUGAGGCUCAGGCGGCUUUCGCAGCCAAAGAAGUUCCAGUUGGCGCCGUCCUCGUCUCGAGUGAGGGUCAAGUCCUUGCGACAGGGCGCAAUCGAGUGGAAGCCACAGGAGACGCAAGUGCACACGCUGAAUUAGAAUGUCUGAGAGCAGCCGCGCUUGGUGCAGCUCGCCACGGCCAAGGUAAAUGGCGUAUGUUAAAUUGUACGCUGUACGUGACAUUAGAGCCAUGCUUAAUGUGUUUGGGCGCGGUGCAAAGCUUUCGGGUUCAACGCGUGGUGUAUGGAGCACGUAGUACAUUACUUGGAGCCAUUGAGAGCUAUGUGAAGGUAUUGGAGCAGGCACCGCAUCCGUUUCAUUCCACUCUAGAGGUCAAAGGAGGGGUCCAUGCGGCGCAAUGUGGUGAUUUGAUGAAGAGAUUUUUCGCAGAGCGUCGGCUUGAAAGCGAGAGAAUGGCGACAAAGGUGCGCGAGGCACAGAGAGAGGAGAAAAGAUUUGAUACUGUAACAUAGCGAUUGUUCAUUAAAUUCGAGGUGAUGUAAAUAUAUACAAAAGUAGCGGCCAAUGUGUCACACACGAGGGCCGAGUUAAGUUGUG
Molecule: messenger RNA, 840 nt
Organism: Nannochloropsis gaditana CCMP526
Product: trna-specific adenosine deaminase
Exons: 1
Coding region: 39-755 (238 amino acids)
Biological process (GO): tRNA wobble adenosine to inosine editing
Molecular function (GO): tRNA-specific adenosine deaminase activity
Source: RefSeq, a predicted model, not a curated record